AGGUCAGGAGAUUGAGACCGUCCUUGCUAACACGGUGAAACCCUGUCUCUACUAAAAAUACAAAAAAUUAGCCAGGCUUGGUGGCGGGUGCCUGUAGUCCCAGCUACUCGGGAGGCUGAGGCAGGAGAAUGGCAUGAACCCAGGAGGCAGAGAUUGCAGUGAGCCGAGAUCACGCCACUGCACUCCAGCCUGGGCGACAGAGCAAGACUCCGUCUCAAAAAAAAAAAAAAAAAGUGGAGAUGUUAGGGAAAUUGAGUACAAAAUUGUGAACACAUUCCAGUGUCAUUUAGAAUAUUCUGUGAGUCCCUGAGUUUAUGUUCCUACAAUUGUUAAGUUGAAAUGGAAGUGUCUAAAACCAUAGACUUAAGGAUUUUAUCUUAACCUGAGAGCUUACCUGAUACUUAAUUUGUGAGAAUCAGGAGUAUUUUCUUCACUUCCAAGUUCCCCUAACCAAUAGUGUUUUUAUAAAGGGGUGGACCAAGAAUGCCAAAAUGGGCUUUACAGCUUAGACUAAAAUUCCAGCUCUGAGACUGAAAUCUUACAUGUGAUAAAAAUUGCCAGAAGCAUGUGAAUUUAUAACCUGCCAAUACAGCCCUGUAUGAUGGAGAAACAACCCCACUAGCUACAUUGUAACAAUGCCACGGAUAGACUUGGGGUUCAGGUAGAAGGGCUGGGGGAAGUCGUCACUGGAUAUUGGAAAUCAAUCUGAACAGAGGCAGGGACUAGAGAGUCAAAUCACAAGUCCUGCUUUUGGGAUAAUGGAGUAAAUUGAUGACCGGGAAUUAGGAGAGAGGAGGGCUGGGGAUGGAACCCUGAGGAACUCGGCAUCUGGAGUGGAGGAAGAGGCGGAGAGGUGGCAGGAGGAUCAGGAGAGGGCAGCCCAGGCAGGGACGUGGGAGUGUCAAGGAUGGCGGGGGGCGGCGCUACUGCUGGGAAGGGCCAGGGCAAGGGCAGAGUGGUGGCGGCUUCCAGAGGAAAUGUAAGGACCAGUGAGAAAGCAGAGGUGGGGCACAGGCUCAACCAGGGCACUUGGCAGUGGGGAAGGGGAGUGCCAGGGAAGAGACCGUGAGAUCCAGGCCCAGAAUGGGGUGCACUCAGGAGCCACGAAGCAGCGCACCGCAGAAACCGGAAGCAUGCUUCGUUCGGUCCCCUGGAACUAGAGGAAGGAGAAGAUGAAGGUUGUAAUGAGGACUGAAGGCAAGGAAGCUCCUGUCCUGGAGUCUGUAGCUCCCUAAUAGAGGAGGGCCUGGGGGCUAGCAGAGAGCAGAUGGACGUCUUCAAAUGAGGAAACACGAAGGAUCUACAUUGGCUAGAAACAAUGGCUUUGGCCUCUUUUUUAUUUUAUUUUACUUUAUUUUAUUUUUGUUUUGAGACAUAAUUUCAGUCUUGCCCAGGUUGGAGUGCAGUGGUGCCAUCUUAGCUCACUACAACCUCUGCCUCCCAGGUUCAAGCAAUUCUCCUUUCUUAGCCUCCCAAGUAGCUGGGAUUACAAGCGCACACCACUACACCCAGCUAAUUUUUGUAUUUUUAGUAGAAACGAGGUUUCGCCAUGUUGGCCAGGCUGGUCUUGAACUCCUGACCUCAGGUGAUCUGCCCCUUGGCCUCCCAAAGUGCUGGGAUUACAGGUGUGAGCCACCGUGCCCGGCCCUCUUUUGUUUAUUAACUGCAGUGUUGUGGUCUGCCGAACCCCCUGCCUAAUGGGAAUUUCAAAUAUCCUAGAAAUUUACACAGUGCCAAGAAACUAGCUGGAGUGUGUAGGCCCUUUAUAGCCAGUCCACAAUUCUCAGGGAAGAUGAUCAGUUCUGUGACCUUUCUGGAAUGUUCUGUGUGAGCUGCCCUGGGAGUCUGAGUAGACUUGGAGUGGGAGGGAAGAAAGUAACCUAGGUCUGUGGAGGAGUAGAUCUGCAACAGGAAUCUUCCCAGACACACCAGCAAAUGGAGUUACGACCCACCAUGGUCCUCACCCGUACACAAAAAUCAUUUAGGGAAAGGGGCUGUCCCCAAAUGGCCAGACCCACAGAUUCCGGGGCCUCCAACUUCACCACAGCGAAACAGAAGAAGCAGCAAUAGUCCUGCGUGACCUCCAGGCAGAAGGACUGGAGAAACCCUCCAGAAUCGCACUGAGCCCAGGCAUGGGGGGCUCUCCCCAAUCUGACGGCACCCUUGCCCAGCCCCUUCUCCCCAAGGGGCCGUCUGUUCUGAAACAUAGGGAGCUCACAGGUUUGUAGAAUGUUGGAACUAGAGAGCGUUUAUCUGGUGUAGCCCACCUCUUCAGGUGAGGAGACAGGUCAGAGAAAGUGCCAGGGUAACUUGGCCGGGAUCCCGAGGGCCAUGAGGGACUUGAGGCCAAAGUCAGCUCCCUGGGCCAGGCCUGUCCUCAGCCCUCCCCUGGCUGCUUCGGGCCUCCCCUCAACCUGGGCAGUGGGAGGAGAGCAAGAAAGUCCCCAGGCUUGGCCCUCAGAUUCCUCUUUGGACUGUCCUGCUCGCUCAUCCCACCCACACCACGCCCAGCAGCACCCACAGCUCCUCUCAGGCCAGCCCUCCGUGCUGUCUGCGCAAGAGGGGAACCCAGAGGGAUGUGGCAGCGAAAUGCAGGCCCGAUUCUCCCCUGGGGCCAGAGUUUUCUUCCAAACCCACUACAUCUGCCUGAAGCCAUGUCCACCUGGCUGUCACCACAGACAGAAUGGGAGACUCGGGCCUUGGAAUCAAAGGUCCUCUCCUGCCACUGAGGGAGGAUGGUGGCCCCGUGACACGCUAAAGUGGGCUGGUGGUGACACAGUGUCUCCUGAGAUUCAACUCACCUUGAAGACAAUUCGCCUUUGCAAAGGUGGCCAGGUGGAGCCUGAGCAGAAAGCUGGAUUUGCUGUUGGGUUCUCUCCCCAGAUGAUGUACAGCCGUGGAGCCUUUGCACACCACUUUGCAUCCACCAAAAACAGACCCAGGCUCAGUGAAGCAUGGAGACUGCGGAUGUCAGGGAACGCCUGGGAGAGCUUCCCUCACUUCCGUCCAGUGUGUUCACCGGCCCGCUGUAAAGGGAGGAGUUGCCAGAGGCUCUGGGAACACCAAAGGCUGUGUUUCCAGCCCCUGCUGCGGCCUGGGAGAGGGCACAGCUUUUCCUCGGUGUUUACGCACGGAUUCUCACACUUUCCAGAUGAUUCCUGUUUUCUCCCAAACCUUAUCCGUCCUCUUCAAGGCUUCUACCUCGAGGGGAAAAGUAAGGACACUGUGGCUGACAGUGCUGGGAUUACAAGUGUGGGGAUUACAAGUGUGAGCCACCAUGCCUGGCCUAUCUUACCCAUUUUUAAGUGUAUAUAGUUCAUUGGCAUUAUGUACAUUCACAUGGUUGUGCAACCCUCACCACUAUCCAUCUCCAAAACCCUUUUUAUCUUGCAAAACUGAAACUCUGUACCCAUUGAACAAUUACUCCACAUCCCUCUCUUCUUCAAGCCUCUGGCAACCACCAUUCUUCUUUCUGUGUCUAUGAAUUUGACUACUUUAGGUGCCUUAAUAAGUACCUACCAUAUAGUAUUUGCGUGUGUGUGUGUGUGUGUGUGUGUAAUUGCCUUAUUUCACUUAGGAUAAUUUCCUCAAGAUUCAUCCAUGUUGUAGGUCAUAUUAGGAGUUUCUUCCUUUUUAAGGCUUUUUGUGUAUCACAUUUUAUUUAUUAAUUCACCCAUCAAAAGACUUGGGUUGCUUCCACUUUUUGGCUAUUAUGAAUAAUGCUGCUAUAAACAUGGGUGUUCAAAUAUC
Molecule: messenger RNA, 3750 nt
Organism: Symphalangus syndactylus (siamang)
Lineage: Eukaryota; Metazoa; Chordata; Mammalia; Primates; Hylobatidae
Source: RefSeq, a predicted model, not a curated record